This is a messenger RNA of Lactuca saligna, 648 nucleotides long. Lineage: Eukaryota; Viridiplantae; Streptophyta; Magnoliopsida; Asterales; Asteraceae. The record is from the annotation of a GenBank genome assembly.
AUGAACGUUGCACCCUGUUUAGGGGUAUGUUUUUUUAGUGGAUGCUUGAGAAAGCUGGAUCUCAGUCUGUGCAGUUUGGAAGAUGGAGACAUCAUAUGUGCUGAUAUUUGGGACUUACCCAACUUGCAAGUACUCGAUCUUGAAGAAAAUAACUUUUCACAAUUGAAUUUUGGUCUCUUCCGACUUCCUCGGCUCAAACUUUUCACAAUUGAAUUAAGUUGCUUAGAAAACAAAUUUGUCGUUGUACACAACUCAGCAGACGUCCAUGAUCGAUUCAUGUCUACUCAUCUUUCAUGGAAUCCAAUACGUAGGUAUGUUGAAACGCGCAUAUAAAUAACCCUCACAUUUCAUAGACACCUUUCAAUCCAAGAGAUAAGGUCGUUGUUGUUGAAGCUGCUCCCAGGCAAUCCAUACAACAUAAAGGUACUUUACAUAUAUCCAACAUUAAUUAAUGUUACUUUUAGACAUGUACAUUGACUAUGUUUAAGUUUGAACGACCAAAACUUAUCCCUAAAUUGCUUGCUACAUGAAGCUUGAUUACUUGAAAUGAAUGACAACAACUAAUGAAGCUGUAUAUAUGUGUUGUCAAUUAAGCCUUUAGUCUUGGCUAUGUACCUGUUUUUGUAGAGAAAUGGACAUAUACAUGUG